This is a messenger RNA of Prionailurus viverrinus (fishing cat), 3791 nucleotides long. It is a transcript of the gene ANKS1B, whose product is annotated as ankyrin repeat and sterile alpha motif domain containing 1B. Gene Ontology annotation, cellular component: cytosol. Gene Ontology annotation, molecular function: protein binding. NCBI's taxonomy places the organism in Eukaryota, Metazoa, Chordata, Mammalia, Carnivora, Felidae. The record is from RefSeq and is a predicted model, not a curated record. The transcript has 26 exons. Bases 1 to 3780 code for a protein of 1259 amino acids.
AUGGGGAAGGACCAGGAGCUGCUGGAAGCUGCCCGCACUGGAAAUGUGGCUCUGGUGGAGAAACUCCUGUCUGGCAGGAAAGGAGGGAUCCUGGGCGGUGGAUCCGGACCCCUGCCCCUUUCUAAUCUGCUAAGCAUCUGGCGAGGCCCCAAUGUAAACUGCACAGACAGUUCGGGUUACACUGCUUUACACCAUGCAGCCUUAAAUGGACAUAAGGACAUAGUUCUCAAACUACUUCAGUAUGAGGCAUCAACAAAUGUAGCAGACAACAAAGGCUAUUUUCCCAUUCACCUGGCUGCCUGGAAAGGAGAUGUAGAAAUUGUGAAGAUUCUUAUUCAUCACGGACCAUCACAUUCUAGAGUCAAUGAACAGAACAAUGAAAAUGAAACUGCGCUACACUGUGCAGCUCAAUAUGGACACUCAGAAGUAGUUGCUGUUCUCCUAGAAGAGCUCACCGAUCCUACCAUCAGGAACAGUAAGCUAGAAACACCUUUGGACCUGGCAGCACUCUAUGGACGACUUAGGGUGGUCAAAAUGAUCAUCAGUGCACACCCUAACUUAAUGAGCUGCAACACUAGAAAGCACACGCCACUACACCUUGCUGCUCGGAAUGGUCACAAAGCAGUUGUUCAGGUGCUGUUGGAAGCAGGGAUGGAUGUGAGCUGUCAAACAGAAAAGGGGAGUGCACUUCAUGAAGCAGCUUUAUUUGGAAAGGUGGAUGUUGUGAGAGUUCUGUUAGAAACAGGAAUUGAUGCCAACAUAAAGGAUAGCUUAGGUAGAACUGUCUUAGACAUUCUGAAAGAACAUCCAUCUCAGAAAUCUCUCCAGAUUGCAACACUCUUACAAGAAUAUUUAGAAGGUGUGGGAAGAUCAGCAGCCCUUGAAGAACAUGUACAUGAAGAUACAACACAAGAAAUACAUAUUUCAUCUCCUGUUGAAUCUCCUUCCCAAAAGACUAAGAGUGAAACUGUGACUGGAGAAUUAUCAAAACUCUUGGAUGAAAUAAAACUCUGUCAAGAAAAGGAUUAUUCUUUUGAAGAUUUGUGCCACACAAUAUCAGACCACUACUUAGAUAAUUUGAGCAAGAUUUCAGAGGAAGAACUUGGGAAAAAUGGAAGCCAGAGUGUAAGGACUUCAUCUACAAUAAAUCUGUCACCAGGAGAAGUGGAAGAAGAUGAUGAUGAUGAAAACACUUGUGGGCCCUCAGGACUCUGGGAAGCAUUAACUCCUUGUAAUGGAUGUAGGAACCUUGGCUUCCCAAUUCUUGCACAGGAGUCCUAUCCAAAGAAGAGGAAUUACACUAUGGAAAUUGUACCAUCUGCUUCUCUCGAUACAUUUCCUUCAGAAAAUGAGAACUUUCUAUGUGAUCUCACGGACAUAGCAGUUACAAAGAAACCUUGCUCCUUAGAAAUUGCAAGGGCCCCUUCUCCAAGAACUGAUAAUGCAUCUGAGGUAGCAAUUACUGCUCCAGGAAGUAGUAACCAUAGAAACAGCUCAACAGGCCCAACACCCGACUGCUCACCUCCAUCCCCUGACACAGCCCUCAAAAAUAUUGUAAAAGUUAUUCGACCCCAGCCUAAACAACGAACAUCUAUUGUGUCUUCUCUGGAUUUUCAUCGAAUGAAUCACAACCAAGAAUAUUUUGAAAUCAACACAUCUGCAGGGUGUGCAAGCUUUACUUCCAGCCCUCCUGUUAGUCCGCCCACCUCUUCUGUGGGAACCACAGAAGUCAAGAACAACGGAACUAGCCAUACAGAUGACCCUUCUCAACAGGAGGAUAGCGAUCCUCCAAAAGAAUAUGAUCCUGGGCAAUUUGCAGGCCUUCUCCAUGGAUCCUCUCCAGCCUGUGAGUCCCCUGAAAAUCCAUUUCAUCUCUAUGGGAAAAGAGAUGAACGUGAAGGACAAGAUGAAGUCAGUUCAGCAAACAGUCCUUUGCCUUUCAAGAAGUCUCCAAUAGCAAAUAACUCAGAACCUUUGGUAAAGAAAAUUAAACCCAAAGUGGUCAGUAGAACAAUUUUUCACAAAAAAAGCAACCAACUUGAAAACCAUACUAUUGUUGGCGCCAGAACAACUAGAAGUGGAUCCCGGAAUGGAGACCAGUGGAUUGUGAACACGGGAGGAUUUGUGGAAAGAGCCUGUACCCUGGGGAGAAUAAGAUCAUUGCCAAAAGCCCUGAUUGACAUGCAUUUAUCAAAAAAUGUCUCUAAAUCGGAUUCUGAUCUCAUUGCAUACCCUUCAAAUGAGAAAACACCAAGAGUUAACUGGAGUGAAUCUUCACCUGCUGAACAUACUUCUAAAGGGAAUUCUGAAAGAACACCAUCCUUCACUUCUGAAUGGGAAGAAAUUGACAAAAUAAUGAAUUCCAUAGAUGUUGGAAUUAACAGUGAACUUGAGGAAAUGAAUGGUGAGACCACAAGACCCAGAUGCCCCGUCCAAACAGUGGGACAAUGGUUGGAAAGCAUUGGGCUACCUCAGUACGAGAACCACCUGAUGGCUAAUGGAUUUGACAAUGUACAGUUUAUGGGAAGUAAUGUUAUGGAAGAUCAGGAUUUAUUGGAAAUUGGAAUCCUUAAUUCUGGGCACAGACAAAGAAUUCUACAGGCAAUCCAGCUCCUUCCAAAGAUGAGACCCAUUGGCCAUGAUGGCUAUCAUCCCACUUCUGUUGCUGAGUGGCUGGAUUCCAUUGAACUAGGUGACUACACCAAAGCCUUUCUAAUUAAUGGCUACACAUCGAUGGACCUGUUGAAAAAAAUCUGGGAGGUUGAACUUAUUAACGUUUUAAAAAUCAAUUUGAUUGGCCACAGGAAACGUAUUUUGGCAUCUCUGGGAGACAGGCUGCACGACGAUCCACCACAGAAGCCCCCUCGGUCCAUCACCCUCAGGGAUCCCAGUGGUAAUCACACUCCUCCUCAGUUGUCUCCAUCACUUAGCCAAAGCACUUACACCACUGGUGGCUCCCUAGACGUUCCUCACAUUAUCAUGCAGGGCGAUGCAAGGAGGAGAAGAAAUGAAAACUACUUUGAUGAUAUUCCCCGAUCAAAACUGGAGAGGCAGAUGGCCCAGACAGGAGACUGGGGAGAACCUUCCAUUACCUUGCGACCUCCAAAUGAAGCCACAGCCUCCACUCCAGUACAGUACUGGCAACACCACCCAGAAAAGCUCAUCUUCCAAUCGUGUGAUUACAAAGCUUUUUAUUUAGGUUCUAUGCUGAUAAAAGAGCUCAGAGGGACAGAAUCAACCCAAGAUGCCUGUGCAAAAAUGAGGGCUAACUGUCAGAAGUCUACAGAGCAAAUGAAGAAGGUCCCCACUAUUAUUCUUUCAGUCUCUUAUAAAGGAGUCAAAUUCAUUGAUGCAACAAAUAAGAACAUAAUUGCCGAGCAUGAAAUUCGUAAUAUCUCCUGUGCUGCCCAGGACCCAGAAGACCUCUCAACAUUUGCUUAUAUCACAAAAGAUUUGAAGUCCAAUCACCACUACUGUCAUGUGUUUACUGCCUUCGAUGUGAAUUUAGCCUACGAAAUCAUCCUAACACUGGGACAGGCAUUUGAAGUCGCUUACCAGCUUGCACUACAAGCAAGAAAAGGGGGGCAUUCCUCUACACUUCCGGAAAGCUUUGAAAACAAACCCUCCAAACCCAUCCCCAAGCCCCGUGUCAGCAUUCGCAAAUCGGUGCAGAUCGACCCCUCUGAACAAAAGACUCUGGCCAAUCUGCCGUGGAUUGUGGAGCCAGGACAAGAAGCCAAGAGAGGAAUUAAUACCAAGUAUGAAACCACAAUUUUCUGAUACUCACCAUC